This is a messenger RNA of Halichondria panicea, 589 nucleotides long. Its product is annotated as peptidyl-prolyl cis-trans isomerase NIMA-interacting 1-like. Gene Ontology annotation, cellular component: nucleus; cytosol. The record is from RefSeq and is a predicted model, not a curated record. Gene Ontology annotation, molecular function: peptidyl-prolyl cis-trans isomerase activity; protein binding. Bases 40 to 492 code for a protein of 150 amino acids. Lineage: Eukaryota; Metazoa; Porifera; Demospongiae; Suberitida; Halichondriidae. The transcript is spliced from 5 exons.
UAAGUGUGCUUCUAUUAGAAUACUAACCUAAAAGAGAGCAUGGCAGGACUGCCAGAAGGUUGGGAAUUGCGAGAAUCGCGCUCUUCUGGACGCUCCUUUUACUUCAAUAAGUUUACCAAAGCCUCUAUAUGGGACAAGCCAGCGGCUGUGCCAUCAGGACAGGUGCAAGCGUCUCAUCUUCUGGUCAAGCACAGUGGCUCAAGGCGCCCAUCGUCGUGGAAACAGGACAAGAUAACUCGUUCCAAGGACGAAGCCAUAGAGAUUAUCAAAGGAUACCGUGCUCGUAUUGAGAAUGGAGAGAUUGGUUUUGCUGAGCUGGCAAGUGAAGAGAGUGAUUGUGGCAGUGCCAGGAAAGGUGGCGACCUCGGACCUUUUGGUAGGGGACAAAUGCAGAAACCUUUUGAGGAGGCAACGUAUGGUCUGGGUGUGGGGGAGCUGAGUGGAGUCAUCAGCACAGACUCUGGUAUUCACAUCAUCAUCAGAACAGCCUAAUAAAGAACACUGUUUGGACACGUUGUUAUUUGAUCUAUUGUGAUUAUGAUUAGCUAUUUUUAGAACUAUUAUCACAUGAGUAUUUAAUAACAUUGAA